AUGGUGCACAAGAGCAACAUCACAAUGACGCUCAACUGGCUGCCUUCCUUCAAGAAGACGAGAAGAUUCCUGAGACUGUCGGCAACCCAUUUGCCAAAAAAAAUCUUACCGUCUGCGCAAGAAAACUUUCAGUGCCUGACAUUGCUCUUAGAGGAGUUCAAGUCGUGUGAUGAUCAAUCAGUGAAACGAAUUUUCGAGGACAACAAAUACGAUGCAGAAGCAACUCGUUCUACAUUGAAUUUCAUGCUGAAUCCAGACAUGGAAAUAAUGGAAAUACCUUAUGUUGCACCCAAUAAUAAGGUCUGUUUGGAUCUGAAAACGUUGAAAACUUCAAAUAGCUCGUACAUCAACGCCACGCCGAAGACCUUCUCCCGAGUACACUCUCCCAGUUGCACAAGAGCAGGCUCUUCCAGUAUCGAAAGGAAGCUGAAUUUCACGCUGAAAGACGAGCAGAAGAGAACCAGAAGGCGCAAAGGUAUAUACGGAAUGGAAUGCCAUCAGCAGCGGGUGCCUUUCAGCAAGUGGCUCGAGAGCAUGCUUUCCGAGAAAAGUGCUUACGUGAGGAAGCCAGCAGGAUCAUCAUGA
Molecule: messenger RNA, 585 nt
Organism: Cooperia oncophora
Lineage: Eukaryota; Metazoa; Nematoda; Chromadorea; Rhabditida; Trichostrongylidae
Source: the annotation of a GenBank genome assembly